GACCAUCGCAUCCAUCACCGAGCCAUGUCGAGGUAGAGCCAACAUACGCCCAGCCAUUCCAGCCAUUCCUUAUCUUGACCAACGAGCGGAUCAUCCGACAGUCGGAGACUUCUGGUGCGACCGGCACACAACUUACAUCAUGCGUGUCCCGGCAUCCGGCUACAAUGCCACACUGGUCGAUGCAGGGCCGUAUACUGGCAUGAAUGCCAACGAGUGGGCCGCGGAUGUCUUCGUACCGGAUGCAAUGCCGCAAAUGGUGGCUAAUGCUGUCGCCGUAAUAGUUGGGCUGUGGGAAUUUAUCGUGGGCGUGCCCGGAGAGUAUGUCAUUUGGCGACGAAUAUUCCAAGGGCCGUCUGGUCGGAGCAGUUUUGCGCCAUGGACAACGCUGGCGCUCAGGUACUUGAUGCUGACCCUAUCAGUCUCGCAAGCAUUCGGCACCUGGUCGACCACGAUGAAGACGGUCGCCGCUUGCAAAGUAGCCAGUGGAACGCUUGGCGCUGCUGGCCUUUUGCUGAAUUCGGGUACCAGCUUUGCCGUCGCUUGGAGGGCACAGGCUGUAGCCCGUGGGGUCAUACAAACCGCGGCAGGAUUGGUGCUUGUUCGCCUCACCAUUGCAGGCCUCCUUGUCGUCGAGCUGUUCCUAGUUUGGUUCACUGUGCUUUUCCCCAGCACUCGUAAUGCCAUCCAGACGGACCGCCUGCGGGCAGGUCGCUGCGUCUUGCGCACGGCGGCAAGCGGGACAGACCAGAUCGUUGGAAGGCCGCCCGAAUAUCGCAUUCUAUUGAUCUGCUAUUAUGGUGUGACGAUUCUCUUCAAUUUUGCGUGCUUGGUCAUCGUGUGUGUCGCGCUCAGAAGGCUUGCACGGAGAUCACACGGAUUCGCAAGAUUCAUUUCAGAGAUGGUCCUGCACUCAGUCUUCUUCUUCGUGGUCUCUGUCCUGGUGCUCACUCUAGGCUUGAUCUGGAUCGCCAUCGACGAGUACGCUGGCUGGAUCUUUUGGCCAGCCUCUGUCAUUCAAGCAGCAACGAUGGUGCGCGUCCUCAUCUCAGAGCAGAAUGCUGCGCGGCGACCACUCGACACUACGUUCAUGGAGCAGAGCGCUUACCCAAACACUGGCGGUACGACAGGCCGUGGGCCUACAUAUGGAGCUUAUUUCUCCAGAGGCGCGCCAGUAGCUGACCACAUGCGCGGUCCCGAAGCGCCCGUGGAAUACGCUACAGGAGACCACGGUCAGAGAGGGGAGACUACGGUGCAGUUUGCGGACAGGUAUGGUGGGCCGCUUUCCGCCACAGGGAUGCUGUCACGAAGAGGUGGUGGACGGGCACCUCCGAUCCUUAAUCCGCUGGAUAAUCUGGGUCAAGCAUUCUCUCAAAUAGAUUCGCGCAUGGACAUCGAUGAGCAAAGCUUCGAUGAUGGCAGGUCUUCGCUGCGUCACUCUGAGGGUGCCCGAGCGGACGGGACGAGCGGGUCUCGGCGUACCGACAGCAUUGCGCUUUCCAGACUCGAUGCUGGCUCUUCGGCACCCAAGCUUGGCAGUGGAGGCUCAACGGCGCCAUCACCAAUUUCAGCUGGCGCGUACCCGUAUCCGCGGCCAUGGGUACCGCCCUCUGAUGACCAUCUGAAUAUGGAUGCCGAACCCAAAGUGGCGAACGCAAUCCCUGCGCCUCCCUCAGAGCCUCGGUCCCGGCCUCAAGUUCGACGCUCGAGCUCGUUCUCGGUGAGGAGCUCCGAAGAAUCUUCCGAUAGACCACAAAUCCGGACAUACCCAGGCUAGUUGGUGUCCGCCUGUUCGCUAGUACACACUUGGAGCCCUACCUCUACUUUGCUCGCUUUGUACAACACACUGGAUGACCCUUGGUCGUCUGAACGACUUGUAGCUCCUACUCACUGGUCCGCACUUUCUGCUGUACUAUACGGUUACGCACUACACAUUGGCUUUCAUCGUUCGACGUCUCAACGUCUUCGGAAUCGGCAUGCUGCCAAGUGUCGUCUACUCGCUUUCGAACCACAAGUGCCAGCCAAGGAGCGCC
Messenger RNA from Ceraceosorus guamensis, 2030 nucleotides. RefSeq lists its product as hypothetical. The record is from RefSeq and is a predicted model, not a curated record. The transcript has 5 exons. The coding region runs from base 140 to 1774 and encodes 544 amino acids. Lineage: Eukaryota; Fungi; Basidiomycota; Exobasidiomycetes; Ceraceosorales; Ceraceosoraceae.